UCGAGUCAAGGCAAUAGCCGCUUGUCCAUCGUAUCGGCUCGACUGUUCGAAGUAUUUCGUGUCGCGUGUCUACCUCGAAAUCUUCGGCGUUUCUAGUGACUUUUCGCGCCACGCAUUUGUCAUCGAUUAAUCAAAUUAGAUUAAAAAAUUUAACUAGAGGUGGACUCAGCUAAAUGUAGGUUGUUUCAUAUAAGAGGCAGUUUAUCCGCGGUAUUUUUUGGAACGAAUUCCCAAGAAUUUUGGAGGGACGUUCGAUAAAGUUUUUACGAAGGUGCACGAGCCAGCAAAACAUGCCACGUAGAAUUUGGCAGCCCAUGGUCCAAUCUGUUGACGUCUAACAGUUAAGCACGACGAAUAUCGAUAACUCGUGGCAUCGAUAAUUUCUACUGAUGCAAAAGAUAAACGAACAUUUGAACAAAUAAAAAAGCUUGAUAAAUAAUUCUAUAUCAAGAUAAAUCAAUGUCCCGGGUGGACGGAAAGGACGAUGACAGAAUGCCGUGUCUGGGGGACAGUUCUGCUUCUUAUCAAUAUUUCAAGUUUAAUAGUAGAUACGAGCGCAUUUGGGGGACGCAUUUCGAUGAACGAUGAGAAAAGAAGAUCCUUCGAGACGGAGGAUUCUGUAUACUCUUGGACAGGACCGAACGCCCUGGCAAGAUCCGCUUUGGUAGAACGUCAGGAGAGAUUACAGUACAAUUGCGAGGAGAUCUUCGAAGACAGAGAUUCUCUGAAUAAGGAUCUGAAUCCAGAAUCCUUUAGGAAUAUUCUCGUCGACGAACAACACGAACUUUUAUAUUGUUACGUUCCCAAGGUUGCGUGCACGAACUGGAAACGAGUUCUGAUGGUGGCCACGGGGAAAUGGCCAGGUAAUGAUCCUAUGGAAAUACCUGCUGAUCAGGCGCAUUCUCCAGGUACCUUUCAGAGGCUCACCAACUAUACCUUGUCCGAAAUAGAACGAAUGUUGGCGACUUACGACAAGCUGAUCGUCGUCAGGCAUCCUUUGGAAAGGUUGUUGUCCGCCUAUAGAAACAAGCUGGAGGCGAAACACGAGAAGAGUUCGAGAUACUUCCAAACUCGUUUUGGGAAGAAGAUUAUCAGGAGAUACAGACAAAACGCCACUGUAGAAUCGCUGAGAAAUGGCGAUGACGUGACAUUUAGAGAAUUCGUAGAGUUCGUCACAGAUGAUUCGUCGAAUGAGACACGAAACGAGCACUGGAAGCCAAUUUAUGAGCUCUGUCAUCCAUGCCUGGUUAAUUAUAAUCUCGUCAGCAAGUACGAGAGCUUAGUUGAGGAUGCCACAGAAGUUUUGGAACGGAUGGGGGUCGAAUCAGUCAAUUUCCCAACGAAACCAGUGAACAGUGAGCCAACCGCGAAGAAACUAGAAAAGUAUUAUUCUACGUUGACGUACAAGCAACUUCGAAAGUUGGCAGAUUUGUACAAAUUAGACCUAAGGCUGUUCGAUUAUUCACUGGAGGACGUGUUGGGAUUCUCGUUGGCAUGACUGAAUAUUCAUCGAGGAUUUUUGUGAAUAAUACGCUUCAAAUUAUGAAUAGAGAUGAGCUAACGUAGCUUAAAUAGUUUGGUAUUUGUUCGUUUCCAUGUGUUUUGUUCUCAAUAUAUACAAGCAUGACCAGUUCGCGUGCGAUCAUUUGUACGGGUCUUUCCAUCGUAUUUAUGCUCGUAGUUAUUAAUUAAUCAAUUGAGUCACAGAGAACAAUGCUCAAGCAGCAUCGAACCGGUCGUUUCACAAAUCUCUAAGGUAGCCGCUAGUCGAACAGAGAGAUCUUUUUCCUCCUUUGUCGUUGUUCUUAUUUUUAAAACGCGCGGAAUCUCCCGUGCCAAGAAUUUAAGGAUAUAAAAACCGGUUGAUAGUUUGUUUGUGCCAAUGAAGCAACUUUUAAUAAUCACCUUCGAGAAUGAUCUUCGUGUUUAUAGGUAUUAAAUAUCCGGAUGCUAUUGAUGCAAAUGUCGCCUUAUCUAUGUAGACACUUAAUAGAAGAUCUUGUGGAUUGUGCCUUAAGCAAACCUGUAACAGAAUUCUCGCCAUAUUUGUGUACCUACGUAUGUUAGUAAUAAGGAUACAAAAAUUGUACGACACACAUUCCUAUAAUUAAUCAAUUUUAUAGCGUAUACUAUAAGUUACCACCCAAGCCUCUCUUUUUACCGAUAAACUAUUGUAAUUCCAUCGCGAGCGAAAUAAAGAAAUAUUUUAUAAAA
This is a messenger RNA of Bombus terrestris (buff-tailed bumblebee), 2214 nucleotides long. Its product is annotated as carbohydrate sulfotransferase 11. The record is from RefSeq and is a predicted model, not a curated record. Gene Ontology annotation, biological process: carbohydrate biosynthetic process. Gene Ontology annotation, molecular function: sulfotransferase activity. Gene Ontology annotation, cellular component: membrane. NCBI's taxonomy places the organism in Eukaryota, Metazoa, Arthropoda, Insecta, Hymenoptera, Apidae. The transcript is spliced from 6 exons. Bases 485 to 1498 code for a protein of 337 amino acids.